Penaeus chinensis is the source of this 697-nucleotide messenger RNA. RefSeq lists its product as uncharacterized. The transcript is spliced from 4 exons. Lineage: Eukaryota; Metazoa; Arthropoda; Malacostraca; Decapoda; Penaeidae. The record is from RefSeq and is a predicted model, not a curated record. Bases 1 to 612 code for a protein of 203 amino acids.
AUGACUUUUAAGACGUUAAAAAGGCAGCCACAGCAAUCUCAUGCCUAUCCUGCAUCCUCCACUACCAUCAUGAAUUCUCGCGUGUUCGUCGGUCUCCUCCUGUGCAGCCUCUGGGCUUCCUCGGAGUCUUUCUUAAUCUUGGGCGCCACCGCCGCAGCCGGAACUGUCGCCGCUACCGCUAUCACCGCUUCUGCAGCGGCAGCUUUGGGCGUGGGCGCGCUGGCGGUGCUCAAGGGAGUUCUCGUAGGGAAGCAUCUGAAGCGCCGCCGUUACGGAAGGGACGUCGAUGCCGUGGAGGAAGACGUUGCAGAAGACGUUGCAGCCGAGAUUGCAGUGGCCCAGCAGAUGGAUUCAGCUGGCUGCGUGGCCAAGCUUUUGUGCGAGAUCGAAGCCAUGUCCGCUGACCAGCUGACUCCUUCUAUGGCCACCUUCAAGACUGCUUUCGAGAGCAACGAGAAUUUCAAGGACUCCCGAGACAUGUACAAUCUGGCCAUGAAAUUCGGCUCCACGUUCGGCAAGAAGGACAUCAAGGCCUGUAGCACCCUCUUCGAGAAGUGCGUCCUCUCCAGAGAUGAUCUCUCCUUCAUGCUGGAUUCCACCUUCUCUUGCUAACUUCUAAGCGACUUUAUUUUUUUGUAAUAUUACAGAUAGUUAAAGUCGCAGAGGCCUGUGUGAUUGUAUGGUGAGACGAGUGUCU